Molecule: messenger RNA, 1965 nt
Organism: Neomonachus schauinslandi (Hawaiian monk seal)
Lineage: Eukaryota; Metazoa; Chordata; Mammalia; Carnivora; Phocidae
Product: KIAA1328 ortholog
Exons: 10
Coding region: 1-1749 (582 amino acids)
Source: RefSeq, a predicted model, not a curated record
AUGGCGGACGUGGCGAGCCCCUCCCGCCGGGGCGCGGCGGCGUUCUGGAGCCGGGACUUUUCUGAUGAAGAACAAUCAGUAGUGUAUGUUCCAGGAAUUUCUACAGAAGGAAAUACCAAAUCAAGACACAAGUUAAGUCCAAAAGCUGACGUUAAACUUAAGACUUCCAGGGUUACUGCCUCUUCAAUCUCCAUGGAGUCUUUAAAAGGUGCAGGAGAUUCAGUAAAUGAACAGAAUUUCUGCGGGGGAGGAAUAAAGAGUGCGUCGUUGAAGGAUUUAUGUCUCGAAGACAAAAGACGCAUUGCAAAUUUAAUUAAAGAGCUGGCCAGAGUAAGCGAGGAAAAGGAGGUGACCGAAGAACGAUUCCGAGCUGAGCAGGAAUCAUUUGAGAAGAAGAUCAGGCAGUUGGAAGAACAGAAUGAUCUGAUCAUCAAAGAAAGGGAAGCUCUUCAGCUACAGUAUAGAGAAUGCCAAGAACUUCUAAGUCUCUAUCAGAAAUAUCUAUCAGAACAGCAAGAGAAGCUCACCAUGUCUCUCUCAGAACUUGGUGCUGCUAGAGUGCAGGAACAACAGGUAUCCAGUAGGAAAAGCACUCUUCAGUCUUCAGCUAUGGAAUUAGAUGGUUCCUACUUGAGUGUAGCCAAAUCACAAUCCUGCUAUCAAACCAAGCAGAGGCCUAAGUCUGCAAACCAGGACUCAGCUUCAGAAGCCCUUCUGCAGUUUAGGAAUAAUUCUUUGAAACCAGCAGACUUCCGUUAUCCCAAAACAGACCUAGACAGGGUGUCAUCAAAGACCAGAACAUGUGAUUAUGGAUCCCCGGGGAGAAAACUAGCAGAUGCAGUCCCUACAGAGAAGGUUCCACCAGCAGAAUUGAAGAUGAAAGAAUGCCAACCCCUGAAGCCUACUCCAUCCAGUCAGUGUUGUGGUCAUAGGCUUUCUGAAAAUGUCGAUCCUAUUCAUGAAAGCCAUCCUACACACAUGGCCCCUCAAUAUUCCAGAACACAUCUGGAAUCAUGCAGUUAUUGUGGGCUCUCCUGGACAUCCCUGAUACAUGGUCAAGGGACCCAGCAGUCUGGUGAAACUGAUGUCAAAAAGCAAGUCUCAGAAAAUAGAAGACAGCAACUUAUGCUUCAGAAAAUGGAGCUGGAAAUUGAAAAAGAGCGCCUUCAGCAUCUGCUGACCCAGCAGGAGACAAAGCUUCUCCUAAAACAGCAGCAGCUUCAUCAGUCUCGACUGGAUUACAAUUGUUUAUUGAAGUCAAAAUGUGAUGGCUGGCUGCUGGGAGGAUCAUCAUCCAUCAAAAAGUACCAAGAGUCCACUAACAGCAGUGAGAAUAGAAGAGAGAAGAAGACAGUUGGGUUUCAAUCACAUACAGAAGAUGAUACCCUAUGGACAUGUCAAAAGAAAGAUACAUAUCGACCCCAAAGAGGAACAGCGGCAGGUGUUAGAAAAGAUGCAUCCACAUCUCCUAUGACAACAGGAAGCCAAAAGGAACUUGUAAUCACAAGCCCAUCCGUCCUGCAGCACCACAGUUCCCGAUAUGAGACAUCUCUGCUGGAUUUGGUUCAAUCUCUGAGUCCAAAGUCUGCUCCCAAACCUCAGCCCCAUCCCUCCAGAGAAGCUGGGGCCUGGAAUCACAGUACUCGUCGACUCAGUCCUCGAAAAUCAACCUGGAACAAGAUGGGGACAGGCAGGACCCCCGAAGACCUAGAGGAGAAUCAAAUUCUGGAAGAUAUCUUUUUCAUUUGACAUUGAAACACAUGCUACAAAAUUUCCAUCCAAAAUGUGUGGGCUUCUUUAUAUCCUGAUCUAGGAUUUUAAAUUAUUUGAUUGCAAAGUAACCGUGUCUCUCCUUUCACAGGGGCCUCUCUCACUAACAUCCUGUUACAUGUUGAACAUAGUAAUCAUGCUACAAACCCAGAGUGGUUUUGAUCAGACCCAUCAGAAGGUAACACAUUAAGGGGU